Chara braunii is the source of this 3342-nucleotide messenger RNA. The record is from the annotation of a GenBank genome assembly. NCBI's taxonomy places the organism in Eukaryota, Viridiplantae, Streptophyta, Charophyceae, Charales, Characeae.
GGACAGUAUCUUCUCGGGGGCAGCCAGCGUGCUCAGGAGGGGUUGUGCAACGGAGGCAACCACCGCAGUCUGACGUCUUUCCAGUCGCAGUGGGAGAGGAUGGUACUCCCCAUUGCGGAGAAGGAGACGAAGUGGAAGUUUACGAAGAGCAAGGAGAGUACGACAAAGAAGGCGAAGGAGAGGAAGAGGCAGAAGUUGAAGAGGAAGAAGAAGAGGAAGACGGAGACGCAGGAUAAGGAGCAAAAGACGAAGAAGAAGUCGAAGAAGAAGAAGAACCAAAGGACGAGGAAGAAGGAGAAGAAGACUCAAUCGAGGAGGAGGGUUAUUGGCUCAGAGAGUUCCUUGAGUCGCGUCCUGUUCGCGAUGACUUCAAGUUUUUCUUCUGGGCCAUAGCAAGAAGCAGCAACUCGAACUCCAACGACCACAACGACCACAACGACCGCGAAGACCACGAAGGGUGCCAAGAUGCCGCGCCGCAAAGAUGUCAUUUCUCCUCAAACCGUGGUGGAGUCUUCUGGUGGUUUGGAAAGGGGAUCGGGCACAAAGAACACCGCAAAGUGGAAAAAGACGGCGUCGGGUCCAGGUAAGGGGAAGGCGGGCGAAGAGGGGCUACAAAUUCCCCAAGGUUUUGUGCCGACCGAGCGUGUGGAAGAUUUGACAAAGACUUGGGAGGAGUUGAAGAGCUUGAAGGAGAAGAAACUCUCGCACGAGUCAUUCUAUCUUCAAAUGAGCUGUUUGAAGAGGUCGCCCCUCAUAAAUGGGAAAAGACCGUUGGAGGUGCGAGAGCUAGACGAGGAUCAUGUGCAGUCCAUAAUGGACUCCAUGCUGAAACAUCCAACUGGGGAUCAUCUUCCCUUCAUCGGCCUCAUCGACCCUGGCCAAGCCAGUCGCAAAGAAGAGGUGAAUCUGGAUGCGCUGGGAAAUGGCCACUACGACAUUUUCGUCCUUGGUGGCAACCACAGUUGGGAGGGUAGGGAACGGUUGUCUUGCAUGAACCCCGACAACGACGACUACAAGUGCAAUGUGUGCUACAUUUACGUUGGCCUCACGGUCAACGAGGCGAGGCAGUGUGCUUUCAAACCCAAAGAAAUUUGGGACCUCAUGUGCAAGAUAAUCAACAUGUGGCAGAAGGGUGAGGUCAAAGGCCAGAAACUGAAGCCGGCAGCGAAGAGCAUCCUGAAAUCGGAUCAGGAUCUGGAAUCGAGCGAAUCGGAGGGCGGAAAGAAAAGCCAGCGUGGGAAGAGGCUUCAAAGGGCAGCUGCGACGGAGCAAGAGAUGGCGCUUUUGCACCCUCGGGUGCAAAUACAGGGUAGCAAAGUCCCCAUGGUCGCCGAUGACAUGCCCGCACAACAUAGGAUAGCCAUGGGUAGUAUGGCUCUAGAGCACGCCGUCCCUAUCCUCCUUGAGGUCAUUGCGAAGCAGAUCUCGCUCAAGGAGAUGGAGAAGAAGUUUCAGCUUGUCAAGCAAGUCGCGUACAUCUGCAAGGCCUUCGCAGUGGGGGUGGGUUGUGCUGACUUCAAGGAGGCCGAGAAACAGUAUCCGCUCCACACGAAGAAAGACAUGUUGGAAAAGUUCGCCGGUGGCGUCAGGAGGGGUCAGAAGAGUAUCCCCGCACUGGAUGGCCAUGUUAAAAGGGCUUUGGAUUGGAAGAGUAAGGAGAGGAGACUGCAAGCAAAGGAGGCUCUUCACGCGUUCCGUUCGGCACCUCUCACGGAGCCCUUCGUCGACCGGACGGAGGUGAAACAUGAGAACGACGGAGCGGAGGUAAAGAUUAUCAACGGUGACAUGCGCCUGCUGUCGAAGCUGCAGACGGAGAAGCUGCCGAUAUCUCUGGCGAUUUUCGACUGCCCCUACGGCUUCGCGCACGAGGGACAUGCGUCUGAUCAUGAGCCGUUUCCCGAGUCAAACGUUCUGGAGGUUCUUCAGAAUCUGAAGGACGUGUCUAGUGCCCCCUUGUGGACAGUUGCGGGAUUCUGUUCAGUGGACAUGCUUCCUUCCAUUCGCUCCGCAUUCAGAGAAGUUUGCAAUGCAGGGCAGGAACUUUUGACAUGGUGCAAGCCCAAUGUGAUGAAUCCCGGUGGGCCCCGGCUUGUGAGUGCGACGGAAUUCUGCGUAAGUACCAACACCCCGGCGGCGGUGUCCUCUGCCAGAAACCAGAAGCCGUACAGUUCGUACUCCUGGCAGGUGAACAAAUUUUCUCCUGCGGGGGCCUGCAUUCUGAACGGUUUCUCUGGUUCCGGGACUGGCGCCAUUGCGUGUGUGAAGGCGAAUCGGAAUUGUCUGGUGGUGGAGAUAAACACGAAAUGCGCCAAGGGAAUCGCGACGAGGCUUUUGACAGACAUCGACGGCACACUCGCGCGUGAAACGCCAAAGAGGAUCCUCAAGCAGAAGGCAUCGCAAAGCAGCUCACCCGCGAAGUCUGCCGAAAAUGAGCUUGGCGUCGGCGGAGACACGGACACUGCUGCUGGAGUGACGCAGACCGUCGGGGAGGCCGCACCGGCUGUUGACGGGCCAUCUACUGAGCCUGUUGAACAUGCUUCAGGGCCAUCCGCUGAGCCUGUUGAACAUGUUUCCGGCCCAUCUGCUGAGCCUGUUGAGCAGCCACCUCUUUCUCGUGAGCCUGCUUCCGUGCCUGUUCCUGGCGUUGUUCUCGACGCUGGGCCUGAGGCUAAGACGCAACAUACGGUCGGGGCAGUCCCGGCUUCUACAGAUGUUCAGCAGACUGUCCUGAGCCUCACCAUGAGCCAGGAAUCGGACAAAACCACGGCUGGCGGCAGGAAGGGGCGAAAGCGAAAGGCCAGUGGUGAAGAGGUAUCAAGUCCGCAGGGUGGGGUGACGACUGGCCCCAAAGCCAAUACUCGCUCACGGACUGCGAGGUGACUGAGGCGACGACGUGGCCUUUGCAUGUAGGCCUAUAUCUCGGGUGUGGACACGCACCUGCGAUAUAGGCCUAUAUUACAUGUGUGCCCUCAAACCUCUGCCAGUUUCGUAUUCUGCCUACUCUUUCGUCUUGGUUGCAUCUUCUCCUCCACUUGUUCUUGUCACCAUGUGUAGCCAAAAACACACGGGUCGCUCGAUAGUGACAAAAGGUCCAGGAGCUGCCAUUUGUUGGCGUUGAAUAAUGAUUAACUUGGUACAUUCCGGUUAGAGAGCCAAAGCAGGAUUGACAACGAUCCAUGUCUCAAGGAUUGCGCCUCUCACGAUUGAUGCCAGAAGAGAAACCAAGUUUUAUUCGUUUACGAGUCUCCUGUUAUCAUCGCAUGGCCGAAAUGAGGAUUCCUGUGGUUUGUGGCCUAGGAGCUGUCGUUUGUUCAUGUCGAAUAAUGAAUUGCUUGGUACAUU